AUGAUCGACGACGAGAAAUUUGAAGACAACACUCUGGUCAAGACCUUGAACAUUGCCAAGAAGAACUGGGUGCAGAGCUCCAAGUCGAAGCAGAUAGUAGUUGCACGGGCACCCAAGUCGCUUGUACUACAUGUGAACCGCAGUAACUUCGACGAGAUCACAGGCGCUUCAUACAAGAAUACAGCGGGCGUUUCGUAUCCGAGAAUCCUCGACUUGGGCAACUGGUGCCUGGGCAGUGCACCGAGCGGCUCUAGACAGCCUGACAUGUCAUUAGAAGAGUGGCCGCGGGACCCCACCCAGUCCAUGCUUAUGCAGAUCAAUGAACCGAUCGUCACAUCUCCAUUCCAAUAUAGAUUGCGAGCGGCCGUCACCCAUUUCGGGUCACAUGGCAAUGGACAUUACGUUUGUUAUCGACCACAUGCUCAGAACCCAUCGCAGCCGGAAUGCAGCGACGAGGAUAACGAGCAGACUUCAACAGAGGAACAGUGGUGGCGAUUCAGCGACGACACCGUUUACGCCGUACCAGAGGAACAAGCCCAUCAGGCUAACGUCUUUAUGCUUUUCUACGAACGAAUCGACGCGCCCAAUGCUCCAGAAACAACGGACUCGGAAUGUAUCCCAGUGCUCCUCCGUAUUCCAGAAGACGCGCCCUUACCACCUGAAGUCAUGCGAGUUUCCAAUGUGCUGAUGGACGACUCUAGCAUUGCAAUCCAGGUUUCUUUACCCGGAGACGAAGAUAACCUCCUUGAUCUCAUCCCAUCUGAGUCUGUUAUCAACCAGCACAGCCUAUCCUCGCCUUUGGAUGCUGGGGAAAUCACACCCACACGUGACGAUUCGAGUCACAUUCUGUGGUCUCAGCACCAGGAAGACAUAACGCCCAUGCGGGUGGCCACAGAUGACACAAUGACAGAGGCGAGCGGGGUAGAGUCCGAAGAUACUGCUUCAACAGAAGCUACAUCCGAUUCUGAAACCGAGCAUCGCCCCUCUCCUCCUAGAGCAAAGCCAGUCAUGCGUGUGCCGCCACACACGAUGCGGACUGCUGGCAAUACUGCAGUAAGAGGACAAGGCAGUAGACGAAGCCUGCCGUUGGUGUCUGCAACGUAG
This is a messenger RNA of Parastagonospora nodorum SN15, 1104 nucleotides long. RefSeq lists its product as hypothetical. The transcript has a single exon. Lineage: Eukaryota; Fungi; Ascomycota; Dothideomycetes; Pleosporales; Phaeosphaeriaceae. Gene Ontology annotation, cellular component: nucleus; cytosol. The record is from RefSeq and is a predicted model, not a curated record. The coding region runs from base 1 to 1104 and encodes 367 amino acids. Gene Ontology annotation, molecular function: cysteine-type endopeptidase activity; cysteine-type deubiquitinase activity. Gene Ontology annotation, biological process: protein deubiquitination.